CUCACAAUCACCAGCUAUCUACAAUAUAUCCUCCUUUUGUUGGCAGUGGCAUUUCUCAAGGGGAGUACAGACCUGAUUUUACAUCUCAAUUUACAGCCUCAUUUCCUCGCUAUUCUGGAGUAUCAGGUCACAACAAACAGUUUAUGUCACCUGGUAUGAUGAUGUUUGUCUCCAAUAUGCAAAAAGGUUGAGGUCGAGGUCGAGGAUAUUUUCUGCCAAGACUUAUCUGUCAAGUCUGUGGGAAAGCUGGUCACUCUGCACUUCAGUGUUACCAUAGAUUUGACUAUGGAUAUCAGGGCUUCAAUGGCGCCUCUCCUGUUAAUCCUGUCUCUGCUCCACACUCACCUCAUAGUCCUGCCAAUGAUUCUGCACAAGCUUUACUGGUAGCCAGAGCUAUGCUAUUCAACCCCAAUCAAUCUCCAGCUUAUGGUUUUCCUGGUCCUAUGUCUUAUUUCACACCACCUUUGCCACAAUCUCAGUACUAUCCUUCAUUGCCACAAACUGGAGUUUCUCAGUCUCUUUCUUCAUCAGUUUCACCUAGUGCCGCUGGCAUCUUUCAAGCAUCUGAAGCCAUCCACUUACCUGAGCAUCUUCAGUCAUCUACAUCUGUUGCCACUUCUCAAUUCCUCACUGAUCAGAACUGGUUUGUUGACUCAGGGGCCACCAAUCAUAUGACUGCAGACACUCAUAAUCUGCUAGUUAAAUCUAAUUACCAAGGAGGCAUUCUAGUCCAGGUUGGUAAUGGGCAGUCAGUUCCCAUUACACACACAGAUUGUGAUUUUGCAGAUUUGACAGAUGCUUACGUUACUGGUGAUUCUUGGAGAUUACCAAGCUGUUCAUCAAAAUCGGUUACUUCUACUUCUACUGAUAACUCUUCCACUGCUGUCGACUCUGCCUCUACUACUGCUAACACUCAUUCAAUCCCCUUAGUUACUCCCCAGCUUCUCCAUCACAAGAUAUUUCAGUAGCAGCCUCUACUGAUCAACACAAUCAAUCUUUGGUCUCAAGAUCUUCAGAGUGCUCAGUAUCAAUCCCUUCUACUUUACAAGAUAUUCAUCUAGAAGUUGUGCUUCCUCUCUCACAACCUGUUCUAAAUGACAAUAUCCAUCCUAUGAUCACUAGAUCCAAAAGCCAUUUACAAAACUCAGCAGCUUAUGCCUGUCUGUCCACUCACACUAUUUUACCUGAGCCAAAAUCUAUUGCAGAAGCCUUAUCUAUCCCAGAAUGGAAAGAGGCUAUGCUUGCUGAAUAUGAAGCUCUCAUGAAGAAUCAGACUUGGGAGUUGGUCACUAAAACAUGAAUUUAGUAGGCUGUAAGUGGUUGUUUAGAACAAAGCUAAACUCUGAUGGUUCCCUACAGAAAUAUAAAGUCAAGCUGGUUGUAAAGGGAUUUCAACAAACUCCAGAGUUAGACUAUUUUGAUACAUUCUCUCAAAUAAUUAAAGCUGCCACUAUAAGGGUCAUGUUAUCUUUAGCAGUUUAUUAUUAGUGGGAUAUCCGGCAAAUUGAUAUAAAUGACGCCUUUCUCAAUGGAGAGUUAGCAGAAACAGUUUUCAUGGCUCAACCAGAUGGCUUCGCUAAUACAUCUCAUUCAAAUCAUGUGUGUAAGCUUCACAAAACCUUAUACGGCUUAAAACAAGCUCCUAGAUCUUGGUUUGACAAGCUCAAAAGUGCUUUACUAUCUUGGGGAUUUGUUAAUUCAACCUCUGAUGUUAGUCUAUUUUAUUUUAAAAGAGGAUCUCAAAUUGUCUAUCUUUUGGUGUACAUGGAUGAUAUCCUUCUUAUGGGCAAUGAUUCUCCACUCAUCUCUAGA
Molecule: messenger RNA, 1812 nt
Organism: Pistacia vera
Lineage: Eukaryota; Viridiplantae; Streptophyta; Magnoliopsida; Sapindales; Anacardiaceae
Exons: 2
Coding region: 396-968 (190 amino acids)
Source: RefSeq, a predicted model, not a curated record